Hyalella azteca is the source of this 716-nucleotide messenger RNA. Its product is annotated as rhodanese domain-containing protein CG4456. The record is from RefSeq and is a predicted model, not a curated record. The transcript has 5 exons. Gene Ontology annotation, molecular function: thiosulfate-cyanide sulfurtransferase activity. The coding region runs from base 77 to 565 and encodes 162 amino acids. Gene Ontology annotation, cellular component: mitochondrion. Lineage: Eukaryota; Metazoa; Arthropoda; Malacostraca; Amphipoda; Hyalellidae.
GAAACAAGUUCUAUAUAACUGAUAUUUUGAUACUUUUAGUACAGAUAAUCGCAUUGAAUAAAGAUAAUUAAUUAAGAUGGCUUCUCUCCGCUGUCUGUUGCUGCUCCUGGUCGUCUGCUCGCCUUGGCAAGACGUGCUCGCAGUAAAUGUCACGGAAGCAACGCCAACUUGCCCGGAAGAGCCAAAAGGCAUAGAAGCAGAGGCGCUGCUGCCCGGCAUUGACAACAAGAGUCUGGUGGUGGUGGACGUGCGGCCUGCCGAGGACCUCGCGAACGACGGCCGCAUCCCUGGGUCUUUCAACGUGCCGCUGCCGGAAUUGGUCGCUGCGUUUAAGCUGGAGUCCGCAGCCUUCAAUGCCCAGUACGGCUUCGAGAAGCCAGCAGCUGAUAAGCUGGUUCUUUCCUGUCGAUCUGGCGGACCGGCGCUGGAAGCUUGGCGGAGUCUGUCCCCACUGGGCUACUGUCAUGCCAGGGUUUACUUUGGUUCGUUCUUAGACUGGCAAGCCAAGGGACUGCCCAUCGAACGCGGGCUUGAAGGCACCACCCGAAAUAAUUCGUCUGGCUGAUCGUGACCGUGCGACCAACAAACCAUUUAAUUCUAGACAAACAGUAACCGCAAGAUUCCCUUAAGGAAAAUUCGUCGUUUAUAAUAAAAAGCGACCCUAAGCUCUCUUAUGUUUGUAUUGCAACUUUUGAUAGUAAAAAAGACGCAAGUAA